AUUCUAGCACCGAACGUGCGUGAAAACUUUCUAGAUCACACGUUUCUAAGCUGUAUUGGUGCUCACGUUUUCCGUGUAGUCGUGAACCGGCUUAAUUUUCUCGAUUUUCCGACGAUUUUCCACGCGACCGUUCAGCAGCAGCAGCAGCAGCAGGGAAGCGAGCUCAUUUGAAGUGAUCGUGUGCACAAAGUCGGAGCUCGAACAAAAACGUGUGAAGAACGGUUCGAAUUCCGAAUUUGGAAUAAAUAGGUCAGUCAGUUUUUCCGGCGGUUGACAUUUUCAUCGCAAUUUUCCGGGGUGAAAAAGAGCCAUUUUUUUUCGCUCGGAGGGUGCUAAAUCGAAACGACGGUGUCGUAAAUCGAGAAACCACCAACGGAAGAAGCGAUCCCAGCGAUAUUUCAAGGGAGAUUAUCUGCCCAGGGUGUAAUAACUUGCUUGCCGAGUGUAAAUUGUAGUGAGCUGUGAAGAAGUGAAGACGAAAUGGUUCAGGACGGCAAAGAACCUGCAACGGCGGUGGCGGUGGCGGCCUCGCCGACAGGAAGAAUUUGUCCGGUCUGCAACGAACCGGCCACGAAGCGAUGUUCCGGCUGUAGUGCCAUGUACUACUGCAGCGUUGACCAUCAAAAGCAGGACUGGAAGAAUCAUAAAAAUGUUUGCCACCCAUUCAAAAUUUGCAGUGACGAACGGUUCGGACGCUACUUGGUGGCCACAAAGGACAUCAAAGCCGGUGAAGUCGUGCUGAAGGAAUCGCCCCUGGUCCAAGGUCCGGCCCAAAUUACGGCCCCCGUCUGCGUGGGAUGUCUCCAAGGUUUGGUCGAGAAGAAGUUCCUGGAGUGCGAACGGUGCGGUUGGCCGGUUUGCCGGCGUGAAUGUCAAGACCGUCCCGGUCACCAGGCGGAAUGCAAAUUCACCAUUGCCCGUGGCAGCAAGAUGUCAAUGCAGCACUUCUACGUCCCCCAUCCGGUGUACCAGUGCCUGAUUCCGCUCCGUUGUCUGCUGCUGGCCGAGCGGAAUCCGGCCAAAUGGCAGGCAUUAAUCAAGCUGGAAUCGCACGAGGAGCAGCGCCGCGGCACCGAACAGUGGCGUAACGACCGCGAGGGGGUGGCCAAGCUGAUUCCACGGUUCUUCAAGUGCGAAAACAAGUGGACCGAAGACGAGAUUCUGCGAAUCAUCGGCAUUCUGCAGGUUAACGGCCACGAGGUUCCGCUGACGGAACCGCCGUCGGUUGCGGUCUACAACAACGCUUCGAUGAUCGAGCACUCGUGCCGGCCGAACCUGUCCAAGAGCUUCACCGACAAGGGUGAGAUCGUGUUUUGGGCGCCGAAUCCGAUCGCCAGUGGUGAAAGGUUGAGCAUUUGCUACUCGGAUGUUCUUUGGAACACCGGGAGUCGAUUGGAGCACCUGAAACAGACCAAGUUGUUCCAGUGUACUUGCGUGAGAUGUUCGGAUCCGAGCGAGUUUGGAACGUACUUUAGUGCGAUGAAAUGUUCCGGGUUCAACAAGGAGUUGAACUGUGGCGGCAUGCUGAUGCCGGAGAAUGAGAAGAGCUGGAGUGAAGGAAAGUGGGUUUGCAACAAGUGUCACGGAACUGUUGAGACCCCGAAGAUUCUCAAUAUGGUAAAUCGCUGUAAGAUGGAUUUUGAGGCCAUGGAGAAGACCAACGAGCAGCACUGCAACAAGUACAUUCAGCACUACUCGCGUUGGUUGUCCCCAAAUCAUCACUACAUCGUGGAUGUCAAGAUUUUGUUGUCGCAAAUCAUCGGCGGUGGAAGUCCGGACGCCAUCAAGAGAAUCCCGGAAGAGUCACUGAUGAAUAAGAUCAAAAUCUGCCAGGAGUUGAUUGCUCUGUUCCAGAAGGUUUGUCCCGCUGAGGCCCGCGUCAUCGGGACGACCCGCUUCGAGCUGCACGCUGCCCUGGCCGAGUUCGGACGGCGGGGUGUCGAGACCAAAAAUCCCGCCGUCCGGAGUGCCCUCGAGGACUCGUGGUUCAACGCUUCCGAGUGCGUUCGGAUGCUGUCGCACGAGCCGUCCGAGCUGCCGGAGAGCAAAAUUUGCAAGCAAGCCGAGAUGAAUAUUGCCUCGUUGAAGGUGCUGCUGGGAAUGUAGAGUAUGGAGAGAGGAGUGUGUUUGCACGUGUAUUUGGUUGAAUUUUAUAGGUUUUAUAAGAAAGACAAU
Molecule: messenger RNA, 2175 nt
Organism: Culex quinquefasciatus (southern house mosquito)
Lineage: Eukaryota; Metazoa; Arthropoda; Insecta; Diptera; Culicidae
Gene: SmydA-1
Product: SET domain-containing protein SmydA-8
Exons: 6
Coding region: 481-2106 (541 amino acids)
Molecular function (GO): protein binding
Source: RefSeq, a predicted model, not a curated record